GCUCUCUGUGGGGUAUGAGGGGGCGGGGCCAGCGUGCUGCUGCAGCUGUCCAUGGUCGUGUGGUGGUGAGAACCUGAGAGGAUCCGGAUUCGAGCGAGAUGCGGCCAUAGUCACGCUGAGCACUCUCGAAUCAGAACCAGCGGGGUCGGGGAUCUCUAGUCUUGCAGCGCAUCAGAGCCGACUGAAAGCCUGUGGACGUGAGGCAUCAUGAGUGAUCAUCAGAGACAGCGCUCUCUGUCCACUGCUGGGGAGUCUCUCUACCAUGUCCUGGGAGUGGAGAAGCUGGCCACAAGCGAGGAUAUCAAGAGGUCUUACAGGAAACUGGCAUUAAAGUUCCAUCCUGACAAGAACCCCGACAAUCCAGAGGCAGCGGAUAAGUUUAAGGAGAUAAACAAUGCCCAUGCCAUCCUGAACGACCCAACAAAGCGUAAUAUUUAUGAUAAAUAUGGCUCUCUGGGACUGUAUGUAGCGGAGCAGUUUGGAGAGGAGAAUGUUAACACCUACUUUGUCCUUUCCAGCUGGUGGGCAAAGGCGCUGUUUAUAUUCUGCGGCCUGGCCACUGGUUGCUACUUCUGCUGCUGCCUGUGCUGCUGCUGUAACUGCUGCUGUGGGCGGUGUAAACCCCGGCCCCGAGAGAGCCAGGAGCAGGACUUCUACGUGUCCCCCGAGGACCUGGAGGCUCAGCUGCAAUCUGACGAGAGAGAGGCUGGCGGUGACCCCAUAGUGCUGCAGCCGUCGGCUACAGAGACGACCCAGCUAACAUCGGAUGGGCACUACUCCUAUCACACCGACACUGGCUUCAACUAACCCUCUGCUCUCCUCAGUCCUGACCUGGGGUCCUGCCUGCUUCCCUGCUCCACCUCAGUGAGAUGAAAGAAAGAGGCAAUCCAUUUUCCAUGUUAGAAAGAGCAAGCUUAACCGAGGAGAGGGACAAGUGUGCACGGCCUGUGAAAGGAACUGAUGAAGUCGCAUCCCUCCGCUUCCCUCCCUUAUCGUGUUUUCCUCACAAAAGAAGAAAAGAAAAACAACUAAACUGUUGUCCUUUCACACCUGCUUUAGUGUUUCUUUGCCUUUUACCGGGCAGUUCUCCCACCUUACUCCCCUCCUCUCAUCAUGGUGUAGCAUGCACUGUGUGGAACGUUUCCAUAUUCUCUUUACUUUUUGGCAAUAUUAUUGCAAGACCCCGUGCAGCUCACGAGGGAGGGAGGGAGGUCAAGUCAAUGAGAGGUUUAGCAUUUGGGCAGGUGUUGAGGAUUUAUGCUAAGGUGCCAUCAUUAAACCUCCGCGGACUGACCUAUCGCACACGUUUGCACUUUUCACUUUGAUUUUUUCCACCCAUUUUGUUUUCAGACCUUCAUUCAGUCUCAUCCAUUUGUGGGUCAUCUUCUGUUUGUGCUCUGAGGUUGAUCAGGCGCAACGAUGGAGUUUAUAAAUCCUUGCUGACUUCAGGAUUUUAUUUGGUGUUUUUCAGGAUUUUAUUUGGUGUUUUUCUCACCUUUUAAAGACCAUCGUUCUAGACAUUUUCCCCCUGCUGCAGCUGGUUGUUUUAAAUCUCCUCAGAUUAGAUUUGUUUUGUUCUUCAUUACAAAUUAGAUUUGGUCCAUUUCAACCCUCGUGUUGACCUAUUUGUUGUUAUAGUAGCAGCUUAAAAAAUGGCAUUCACUCUGGAUGCAAAUCUUUAAAGAAAUGUCUGAAAGCAGUGACAUUUAAAUGGUCUUUUUCCCUAAUAUAUUUUUUCAUGUUAAUCUCAGACAUCUAUAAUCCUGGAAUUGUGCCACGUUGUUGCCGUCAUGGGGAAAACAUCACAUCUACAUCUGUAUGCUUCUUCUUUAAGUUGUUAGUGAAGCUGAGGAUUUCCAUGCAAACCAGCUGGUUCCCAUGUUUCAUAGCGUGAUUUUGUUCACGUGUUCUCAUCGUCAUUAUACUUUUUUGUGUCUUAAACUGAUCGUUUGUCCAAUGCUGUGGUCAUCUGUAAUUAUUUAAAUUGUUUUGUAGAAGAAGAUGCUCACCAGGCAGAUCAUCUGUGAACCAGUGCCAUAGGCAGCUUUUUUCACACCACUCAGUUUGCAUAUAUUGCCACUCAUGCAAGGCCAUAAAUAGCCAUGAACGUCUUUGCCAUUCUUGCAGUUUCAUAACUUCUAAUAACACGUUUUAAUGGUUUACAAGUGGUGAGCCCCCCGUAGCCCACCCUCUGCUCGUAACGGUAAGGAUGUUGACACCUGUGGCCCUCGUAUGAUGUUUCCUGUAACCUUUGAUGAAACAUAGAUGUUCCUGUCAUGGCUUUUUCAUUGAGAUAUUGAAAAAAGCUUCUAUAUAUGUUAAAAGUUGAAUGCACUGUGUUUAAAAUAAAAUGAAACCUAUAGGAUCAAUGAUCAGGAAAUGACUAAAAAGAAAACCUAGUAUAAAGUGUAACUAUAGUGAAAUGGCUAUCUGGUGCAUUUAUUAGAGUUUUAUUGAUUUAAUAUUCCAUCAUGUUUUGAUUGAUGAUUUCCAGUCAUUUUAACUGGUAUGGUGUUGUAUUGUAGACCAUUGACUUUUACUGGGAAUGGGUUAAUGGUUGAGGUUGCUUGUACAUACACUUGGCCCGUAUAAAGUAUAAACCUAAACAUUUCUGUUGUAGCAUGGUAUUUGUGUGUCUGGAUGGAAACAAGUGGAUCAUUGAUCUGAUUUGCUGUUGAAUAAAUGUUCCUAAACAUUU
This is a messenger RNA of Nothobranchius furzeri (turquoise killifish), 2698 nucleotides long. Its product is annotated as dnaJ homolog subfamily C member 5. NCBI's taxonomy places the organism in Eukaryota, Metazoa, Chordata, Actinopteri, Cyprinodontiformes, Nothobranchiidae. Gene Ontology annotation, cellular component: membrane; intracellular membrane-bounded organelle; presynapse. The record is from RefSeq and is a predicted model, not a curated record. Gene Ontology annotation, biological process: regulation of synaptic vesicle cycle.